AUGAUACUUGGUCCAACACGCACCCCUUUUGAAAAUCGAAUUUAUGAGUUGAGGAUUGAGUGCGGACCUAAAUAUCCAGAUGUCCCUCCUACGGUUAGGUUUGUUACCAAAAUACGCAUGCAUGGUGUCAAUGAAAACACUGGCGAAGUUGAUCCUCGGAUGUUUGCAACUCUUUCUAACUGGACUCGCGGAAAUUGCAUACGUCAUGUUCUUUUAGACGUACGCAGAAAAAUGUCUGCAUCCGAAAACUCAAGAAUUGCACAACCUCCGGAAAAUUCCACGUUCUAA
Heterobilharzia americana is the source of this 288-nucleotide messenger RNA. The record is from the annotation of a GenBank genome assembly. NCBI's taxonomy places the organism in Eukaryota, Metazoa, Platyhelminthes, Trematoda, Strigeidida, Schistosomatidae.